Messenger RNA from Cooperia oncophora, 789 nucleotides. Lineage: Eukaryota; Metazoa; Nematoda; Chromadorea; Rhabditida; Trichostrongylidae. The record is from the annotation of a GenBank genome assembly.
AUGCAUAAGAUUUUAGGCAGAAGACCUUCUGUUUCGCCAAGGAGCAGAUCCCAGAAAUCUGUUAGAGCGGAAUCGUCCAUCAGAUCCCAGAAAUCUGUCAGAGCGGAAUCGUCCAUCCGAUCCCAGAAAUCUGUCAGAGAGGAAUCGUCCAUCAGAACUGCUCGAGCAGCGACACCCAGAGACAGCUCGAGAGCUUUGCGUCCAACAACUCCAAGAGCUGCUCGACCAACUACACCUAAGGACAGCUCGAGAGCUUUGCGUCCAACAACUCCAAGAGCCUUGCGUGCAAGGACUCCAAGAGUGAGGAGAAGCACAACACCAAAGCUGAUGGACGCGUGUCCGUCAGGUUCUCUACACUCGAAUUUCCAAAUAUAUCUUCCUCCACGACAACCUUCCCAACCGACGAAGAUUCCAAUCACCAAAAAGUCCACAGACUCAUCGGUGAGGACCGCCAGAGCCUCCACGCCGAAGAAAACUUCACCUCCUAAGCCGAUCGGUCAAAGCCGAUUAAUAAAGAAACCAGCUCCCACAGCUCCACUUCGGAAACCUGCAGUGGCCAAGAAACCCUCACCACCAGUUCCUAAGCGGGAUACUACAGUGUCCACCACGACAACUGAAGUUAGAAGAAAAGUGUUGGCUAACGACAUGACUAGCCCAACUGCUCAUCACACAAAACUCCCGUAUCCAGCUCUGUUUGGCUCAAGGAUGCGGCAGACUUGCAACGUGCUUCACCUGAUGGAGGAUCAUCCAGUAAGACAACUGAAACCACUACUACAACGACUACAAUAA